AUGGGUAAAGCUAAAAAGUCACCCAAAUUUGCUGUUAUGAAGAAGCUUGUCACCUCCAAAGCAAUCAAAAGCUAUAAAGAAGAUGUUUUGAAUCCAGAAAAGAAGAAAAAACUUGAUGAAAAGUUACCUAGAAACGUCCCUAAGCAUUCUUCGGCGCUUUUCUUUCAAUACAAUACUGCCUUGGGACCUCCUUAUCGUGUUUUGGUGGAUACUAACUUCAUCAAUUUCUCCAUCCAGAAUAAAUUGGAUUUGGAGAAAGGAAUGAUGGAUUGCUUAUAUGCAAAAUGUACCCCAUGUAUUACAGACUGUGUAAUGGCAGAACUAGAGAAGUUGGGCCAAAAAUAUCGUGUAGCUCUGAGGAUUGCAAAGGAUCCUCGAUUUGAGAGAUUACUAUGUAUUCAUAAGGGUACCUAUGCUGAUGACUGCCUUGUUGAAAGAGUUACUGGGAAUAAGUGCUUCAUUGUCGCAACAUGUGAUCGAGACUUGAAGAGGAGGAUCCGGAAGAUUCCUGGUGUGCCGAUAAUGUACAUCACCAAACACAGAUACUCAAUUGAGCGGUUGCCUGAAGCAACAAUUGGCGGAGCACCUAGAAUUUGA
Molecule: messenger RNA, 597 nt
Organism: Lathyrus sativus (Indian pea)
Lineage: Eukaryota; Viridiplantae; Streptophyta; Magnoliopsida; Fabales; Fabaceae
Source: the annotation of a GenBank genome assembly